Lachancea fermentati is the source of this 1398-nucleotide messenger RNA. NCBI's taxonomy places the organism in Eukaryota, Fungi, Ascomycota, Saccharomycetes, Saccharomycetales, Saccharomycetaceae. The record is from the annotation of a GenBank genome assembly.
AUGGCAAUGAGAAUAAGCGAUCGAAGAGGUAUUUGGCAAAGACAUAAGGGCAAGUUAAUUUUUUCUUCGGCUAUAGUUGCGACUCUUUUCACGACCGGUGCUGUUGCACUGAUUGUAAUCAAAAAAUGGUUGUACAGACAGCAGUUGAAGAUCACUGAGCAACAUUUCGUUAAAGAACAAAUAAAGCGAAGAUUUACACAAACUCAACAGGACGCGCUUUAUACAAUUUAUGAACUCGUACCUGUCUUGUCGCUGGUACUAGCAAAAGAUCUGAAUGUAGACGAAACCGUUGCACUGUUGAAGGGUAAGAAGCUCUCCCGAAAGCUGUCACGAGGGGGCAUGUCCGUCGGUGAUGGAGAACAAAAUGACGGGCUUUCAUCUGGAAUGAGUACCAGCGUCACGGAACCUGCAUCGGGAGUCUCAACUUCAAACCAUGAUGAUGUGAGCUCAAGCAAAACGAAGGCCGACCUCUGGAACGAGCUCAAACUAAAGAGUUUGGUGAAACUUUUCACAGUGGUUUACAGUAUCUCUUCUCUCCUCCUUCUUACGAGAUUACAGCUUAAUAUUUUAGCUCGGCGUGAAUACCUUGAAACUGCAAUCAAAGUUGCUGUUAAAAAGGAAGCUGCUGGGAAAUCCUCGGUCACAUCUUGGAUCUCGAGUUUUUGGAAACAGCAAGACACUGACUCUGAAGACAAACAGAUUGAGGAGCAAUUGGAUGGUCUAGACCAACAAUCGAGAAAAACGAGCUAUAUCAAUGAACAGGCAUUUUUGUCUCUGUCGUGGUGGAUGCUAAACCGUGGCUGGCUGCAGUUUAGAUCAUUGGCCGAAAAACAUGUCGAGUUGGAAUUUGGAGCUUUAAGCCCAAGAGACACACUUAGCCUAGAAGAUUUUGGAGAGAAAGUGUCUCACAUUUUCCACGCUAUAAACCAGGAGUUACUCACACAACCGGAAUCGGAGCCACAACCACUACCCUCCAUUCUGUUGCCCGAACCAAAUCUAGAGCAGUUCGUGCUACAGCAAACGUUGGACUCAGAUGCGCUAAAGCUUCUAUAUGAGGACAACACCAUCUUGAGACAGCUUAUGAACGAGACUAGCAAGUGUGUGCAGUCUACUGCUUCUUUGAUCGUUCUGGAAAGUCUAGUGAACGAUGCAUAUCAAUUCUUUAUGACACAGAUUGAGGAGAAAAUCGCUAUGAAGAGCAAAAAACAAGCUGACACUGAAACUCAGUCAAAUUCGAAAUAUCAAGUAGCAUUGUUCUCUGUAAGCUGCAAAGAUUGCUGUGAUGAAAUGCUGAAGAGUGGCGUUGUCUCAAUGAAUAAUUUAUUCUUACAAAGACUGGAUUCCAUUCCUGAGCUAGAUGACUUAAGUGCUAGUGUCUACAGCAAUUUUGGAUUCUGA